This is a messenger RNA of Bursaphelenchus okinawaensis, 6304 nucleotides long. NCBI's taxonomy places the organism in Eukaryota, Metazoa, Nematoda, Chromadorea, Rhabditida, Aphelenchoididae. The record is from the annotation of a GenBank genome assembly.
AUGAAGAGUAACGGCACGUCACGGAUCGACCUCAACGAAGGCACCUCCAAGUAAGUUGAAAUUUCGAAUUUUUGAUUAAAAAACCUUUUAUUUUCUAGAUGAACUGCACCAUUAUGUUUAUUUUGACCUCAUUUUGCCACUUUUACUUUACAACCUUCUUUCCUCCCCCAUGCCCUUCCCAGCCCAAAAGUUUGCCGUUUGAGUUAAUAUUGUUCUAUUCUUGUGCAUCUAAUCCUUGCCUUUUGAACCCUCGCCCUCCCUUCACAAACUUUAAAAUGCAGUUCGAUGUCGGGAAAUGCUAAACCCUACGAGCAGAGAGUUGUACAUGUCCAGUUUGACCGCUAAUAAUCAGCUUUUCGACUUUUUCCGCGCAACUUUCUCUUUGGUCCGCGGUCUCCGCGCCCACCGCGCUCUCUCGUCGCCACAAGGUUAGAGAACCUUAAUUCGUGAUUAGGGCCGUUUGUGAAGUUUUUGCGCGGGAUUACUCAAAUUUUUGACAAAAGAGCAAACAGUUUGUGAUAUUGUGUUAGAUAGUGAUUUACAAUCAGUGAUAAGAGUUUUAUGGGUUUGCGGUCUUGGGAUCUUUUGUUGUAGUAAAAGUUACUGUCAGUCUUUGUAUUUUAAGUGUGACAUCCUGGUCAAAAAGUAACUAGAACUUUAUGUUUUUAUCUUUUAAAAGCUUUUCCUACAAACUUUUUAAUCAUCAUUUCCUCCAUAAUCAGCUCAGUUUGAAAGGAAAUGAUUAUCUCAUUGUAACGUUCCGUGCAGACAGUUAUACGAGACAGAACAAUAGACUUUGGAGUAGUUCAGCAAAAGCAAUUAUGCAGGAAGGAUAACCAAUCGCCUUUCAUAAACAUUCGCGCAAUAAAUAACGAUUCUAAUUAAUUCUCCAACGGUUUAAUUCCGAUCAGGCUUAUUUAACCCAUUUUGCGUUUUUUAUACCUUUUGAACCCUAAUUACUGGUCGGUCGAAAAGUAAAUAGACCAGACAACAAAAGAUACUAUUGUUGUAUUUUAAGAUCUAUUCUAUAGACUUUUUGACCGGAAUUUAGCUAUCUUAGCGGUGCAUAUAAAGGAUAAAAUGACUUUAUUGAAAUCAACCUUAGUAAAGCGGUCAAAAAGUUAAGAGAAACCCAGAAAACCUUCCAUACUCACUGUCUUUUGACAAAUUUCAAAAAAAUGAAAUUUAAAUUUUAAACCCAAAGUAACUUGUAAUUGCAAAUUAUAUGAUGAUAAGAAUGUUUAAAAAAGCUUUUACCUCUUAUCAGAAUCAUUACGACGCCAUUCCAGAACCCCGUUUCCUUACCCUUCGGCGAUUUUCGUACUCUAUUUCCACGUAGAGGCUUUAGUCAUUACUCGUAAAGUUUGUUGGCAAACGUCAAACAUAAGUUUUGAAGAUUUCAAAGCCUUGCACUUUGAGUUGUAUAUUUUGAACAGUUUGAUAACUGAAUUUUGGUUAGAUCUUCAUCUUCAUCAGUCUUUCCUUUAGCAGAAUUUAAUAAAAUAACUGUUUUUAUACCUUGAUAUCUAUACGUUAACGUAAACAAAGCAAAACACGUCUUUCUACAUCACUGUUUAUUAACUAACACUGUUUAACGCCUCGUAUUUUAGUGGCUUCGGUGGCAGAAGCCCUCAGAACACAGGGCCUUCGUACUACUACAGUUCCCAGCCAACUCUAGUGCACACAUCAACAAGGUCCUUGAAUCAACCACCCCCUUCCAACAUACAACCCAUCCACCACACGUCUUCGGCCGCUUCUAGUCCAGCACAGCCAGCCCAGACCUAUCGGACCGUGACCACCACCAAGAUCGACCCUCCACAUCGGUCUGGCACACUGCCUGCCAAUCCAUCAGCUCGUAGAACACCGUCGUUACCUCCAGGAAUGGAGCCACCAUCGUACUACGUGGAGCAUCUGGCUUCGUUCGCCGUAGGCGAAGAACAUGGUCUUACUAGUACUCCAGAUGCCAUCAGGAAGUUGAAGGAAAUGGAGCAGAAGAGCGCCGUCUUCCCUCAGCCUAUGAUUAUGAAGUUGUACCCAGACAGGAUAAGUGUAGAAGAAGAUAACGGUGAAGUCGUGGAGCAGUUCAACAUGGAUCUGGUUACAGAGCCCACAGCACAUCAGUCCAACGACCCUCACGAUGUGUUCAACAACGUGAUACUGUUCACGGUGAAAGAUGACACUCGGAACGGCAGAAGGCCUUUCAUGCCUACUGAAAUGCACAUAUUUCAAGUAAGUUGGACCUUCAAAUUGUGGUUAAAAUAACCUUUUUAUAACAUUCACUGUCUGUUACCUAUUUCAAAAGAGAUGUUUGUCAAUAGCAAUCUUAUUCUAAACACGUUUUUGUACCUCAUUACUCCAAUUUCAGUGUGUGCGAGUGUCAGCCCAAGAUCUGGCCAGUGACAUUUACCAGUUCCUCAGAAGAAGCUACCAUAAGGUGAGGCCAGGAAGGCGAGGGGCUGAGUAUGGUCAGCCGAUCCCUCCCCCAGCUCCCUCAAGUUACUACGAUGGACAUACCUCAAGACGGGAUUAUCGAGAUGACCCCGCAGGCGGUGGAGAGUACUUCGAGAUGGACGUUGUAAGUAAUAACAACAUCUAUAUAAGGAUUACUUUUAAUGACUUUUAUUGUUUUUUUGAUGUUUUAAAAGAUAUUAACUUUAGUUUUAAUGAUUCGCUUUCAGAAUACACUGAACAAGUGUUUUGAUGACAUUGAACGGUUUGUUGCCCGAAUCCAGUCAGCUGCCAUCGCACAACGAGAGUUGGAGUUACAAGCCCAUAAGUUACGAACCAACCAACGCAAGUAUCGUGCUCAUGAAGCCGCGAUAGCAGCACAGCACGGUAUCCUACAAAUGAGAGCUCAACUGCCUACGUAUCAAGAAUUCUACGACGUUUUUCAAAAAUUCAAACUAUGUUUUAACCUUCUUGUAAGUGUUAACCUUAUUCAAAACAUACUUUAGGACUACAUAUGCCUUGUGAACUAUAUCUUAUCCAAAACAUUUUAAUCACGGUUAACAUAUUAAUCAAAUUCGUAUUUUAGGCCAAAUUAAAAAACCAUAUCCGAGAACCGAACGCACCAGAACUACUACACUUUCUGUUCACCCCACUGACCGUCAUCUUCGAUGCUUGCCAUUGGGGGUUAACCAGAAAUGUCGCUCAAGACGUUGUGAGCCCGCUACUGACAUACGAAGCCUGUGACUUGCUACGGAACUGUUUAAUCUCAAAAGAACAAGAAGUUUGGGCGGCUUUAGGGAAGGCAUGGCGAACACCGCCGUAAGUAUAAUUCUAAAUCUUAUAUUGUAAACGAAUUAGCAGUAAUCUUAUUAGACCCUCCGUAAUUCAAAAAUAAUAUACCUUAAAUUCUAUUUAUUCUACAGAGAAGACUGGAACGGUCCACCAGUGCCCCCUUAUCGGCCAAUAUUUAAUACACCGCCUUUUGUGGGUACCUUUGAACCUCCUCCAGCACGAACUCCGAAUGCUAUUCACAGAGGGGCUUCUGCACCCCCUCCACAACAACAGCACUUCGCUCCAUCGUACAGAGCCCCACCACAUCGGGAACGAUCGGUAGAUAAUGUAAGUACAAUAUAAAAUGAUAUGCAUAAAUAUGAAACCUUAAUUUUAAACAGCCUCUUUAUUCAAAACAAAAAAUGGCAUUUUCAGAUUGAUUUGGAAAAAGUAAACCUAGAGAAAGAACGGCUGGAGUUCGAGAAAAUGAAAGUUAGGGACCGUGAGUUGAGGCUACAAGAAGAAGAGCGAAGACUAAAGUAAGUUGACCUAUUAUAAUGAAAUCACUGAUGACUUUAGGCAAGAACAAGCUCGGCUAGAGGCUGAACGAAGGCUACUACACAAAGAAGCCGAAAAACAAUCAAUGGCCGGAUCAGAUCGACCUGAUUUCUACCGACGAGACGAGUAAGUUCAUCAAGAUUUUGUUCUCAUCAAGCCCUUUGUACCGCGUUUGACCAACGUAAAGUAAACUAUAACAUAAUUUUACGAAAAUACUUAUUAGAAGCCACAACAUCUACACCUAUAAGUGCAACUAUAAAAAUAUUAAGUUUUAUUUCUUUCAGUUACUCGACCCACUCCCCUCGAGUAGACAGAAGAACAGCUAGUGUGCAACAACUGAACGGCCAUGCCAGUCCAGUAUCUCCUCGGCCUAACAUCCCUAUUCCAAUACCAGAUCAAAGCCCACGUCAACGAGCUUAUCUGGACGAGCUACUACAUAAGAGAGCUAAGGUAGUACAAGUUACGUACGACCGAGUAGCGCAAAAUGCAAAAGAAUUAACCGUCGACCGUGGUGAAUACCUGGAGGUAAGGUAAUUUUAAAUAUAGAUAUUAAAAGGUCUAAAAAGGUAUUUUAAACUUAGUUCAAAUAACUCGUAUUUUACAACCAUAAAACUAUGAAUUCAGAUUCUGAACGACGCCAAAAACUGGUGGGAAUGUAGAAAUGCCAGCAAUAGAGUCGGCUACGUCCCGCACACCAUCCUGGCUGUAGUUACAGUAGACGAGACAGAGGUAAGAGCACCAUUCUAUUCAACAAAACAUUAAAAGAACCGCAUUCAGAGCCUGCCACAACAAAACCCAGCAGCGCUUCAGCCUGGCUCGGCCAUCAGCCCUCGACCAGGUAUGAUGAUAUCAGAAGACACUCCUGAAUACAUAAAGCAACGUCAAGGCAAACGCGGUGAAUUCCGCUACUUUUGAUUACCCGGGUGCUAAUGAACCUUCAGUUCAGUCCAGAUAUAUCAUGUACUGUCAAUGUAUAAGCUAGAAUUAUAUCGUCCAGAAAUGAUACAUCGAGCUGAACAACCUUUGUUAUAUCACUGUCCGUCCUUUUCCCCGCGACAUCCCCAUAUGCUCAUGUUACUGUAUAAAUCGGCCGAACGACUACUUUCACCCCAAAGUAGUCGUAUCGGCCUGCAAACGCUCAACUAUGUCUACGCUGAAAACUUCUAUUAUGUAAAUUAUUUAUUUGUCAAUUGAUUGUACCAGUAUAAUGUUAUUGUCAGUCCACUUUGCCUCAUUAUUGCCUGAUUCCGUAUGCCUGUUUUUAACCUAUGUGAUAUGUGAUUACGGUAAACUAUUACUUAAAAUGUGCUGUCAAAUUCCAUUCUUUAAAGUAGCUUACAAUACUUUAAAGUAGCUUAUACAACAAUUAACGUAGGUAUAUAGAGAAUAUACAACAAGAUAGAGCAAUUAGACAGCAAACUAUAUUACAGACCUUUACGAACUUAAUGAACCAUCGACAAUAACAACUAAUGAUAACACAUUACUCGACCGUUUACAUUCUGUUAGACUACGUCCAGCUAUCGUAAGUCAGAAAAACACUGAACUAACAAAAUCAAAGGAUAUCUCUCCAUCUGAACCCGAGACUUUCAUCGACAGACCAUCCAAAAAACUGCCAAAGCUGGUAACUGAUGAACAAAGUAAGUUAUCUAACAAUAUGAUAAACUUUACCCUUAAAAUAAUAAAAUUAUACAAACUCAAUCAAUAGUUGCCAACAAUUUGACUCUAUAAACACUAUUUAUAACAGAGUAUGUUCCUGAGAUGGUAGCGACCAUCAAGAGUAACGCUCCUAUCAUCGGCCUGAAGAGAGCAUCUUCAGCUAGAGGACCAAAACUAGGUCCAGAAAGCAAUGUCAAAGACGUACAAUUGUGGCUAGAAUCUAAAGGAUUCAGUGACUUUACACAGAAGGUGUUGAGCAAGUGUAACGGAUCACAUUUAUUCAAAUUGACUAAAGAUUUACUAUUCAAAUAUUGUGGAGAUGAAGGAAACCGUGUCUACAGCUUGGUUUUGGCCCAGAAAAACAGGUGCAAUGUAAGACCUUUAAUUUUUUUAAAUAAUAAUAACCUUAAAAAUUAAUUUCGUUAUAUUAGUUAUUAUGAGCUUGUCGUACAUUGAUCUCUAACCUGUUAUAGCUUGCAAAACAAUAUUUAUUAUAUAUGAGUAAUGUAAUCAAUCAAUUUAGUACGAAAGCCACCGAGGAGACCAACUUAAAGCCUUAUUAGAAAUGAGAAAAGACCAUGUAGAUGAGAACAACGAAGCCGAAGCAGAACCCAGCCUAGAUCCUCCAGAAUCAACAGACGAAAACGGAAACCACAUAUUAUCCACAAUACCCAUCAAACCAGAAACACUUUAUGCCCCAAGCUUUCCAAAAACAUUCUUAAAUCAGCAAACUCCCUAUCACCACGCGCCCACAAUCACACAGAAAAUACCCACAAACAUUCAGCCAGCACAGCUUCAACCUCAAGCAAACAACAAUAAUAAUAUCAACGUUCUUCGAGAGAUAUCACACACAGUUCGUUCUUAUCAUUAA